This is a messenger RNA of Exophiala bonariae, 3945 nucleotides long. RefSeq lists its product as uncharacterized. The transcript has 2 exons. The coding region runs from base 1 to 3945 and encodes 1314 amino acids. The record is from RefSeq and is a predicted model, not a curated record. NCBI's taxonomy places the organism in Eukaryota, Fungi, Ascomycota, Eurotiomycetes, Chaetothyriales, Herpotrichiellaceae.
AUGUCGCUGGAGGAGAAGCUGGCCAAGAUUAAAUCUCCCAAUUUACAGAGUCAACAGCAUACUGCCGUUGUCCUGUCCUCCAUUGAAGAGACCCUACGAGAUCAAAAAACGAAAUUCACUGCUACCGCUUACUUUGCCGCCUUACUCGCUCUAUUGAAACAGUCCGCAUCAGACUCGCAGCAAGGCAACGACAGUGAAAUAGUCACCUCGACCAUUUAUCUUCUUGACUUGGUCACCUCACAUGUCUCAUCGAGUCUUCUUCGCACACAGUUUAGCACCAUUGUUACCCUAUUGGCGCCAUAUUUGAGUUCUUCCAGCACGAAUGCACCUCUCCUGCGCUCAGCGAUAGGGUGCCUUGAGUCACUUCUAAAAGCGCAGGACAAUGCCGCAUGGAGUCUCCCACAGAGUCAAACAAGCCCUCGACAGGCAAUCCCCGUCCUUCUAACACUGGCAAUCGACCCUCGGCCGAAGAUCAGAAAACGAGCACAAGAGGCAUUGACCGAGAUCCUACAAAACCCUCCUCCAGGCCCGGCGAUCGAUCAUCCAGCCGCGGAGCUGUGUGCAGUUGCGGCCCAGAACAACCUACGGAAUGCUGUCGAUCUGGUUCAGCAAGCGAGGCGGCAAAAGGGUAGACCAGACGAUAGUCAUGAGCCUGCGGUGAUCCAUGCCCUCCAACUCACCAAGACCAUUGCAACAGCCUCUGGCGGCUGGCCAAGCAAGAAGAUUGAACCACUAUGCGAACUAUUACUGUCCAUCUCACGGUCACGGAAUGAUUUCUUGGUCAUGAGUGCAUUUGAGGUCUUCGAGGUCAUCUUUCAAGGCAUGCAGGACGAGGUCUCCUCAUCCAAGUUACCACGUCUCCUUGAUGCCAUCGUUGAAUUGAAGCCUGUACAGAAUGAUUCGCAAUUAUUGCCGCCGUGGAUCGCCAUUGUGUCUCGAGGCUAUGGCACGUCUGCACUGGUUGAGCCAGAAGACACUUUUGCAAAGCUACCCGAGCUGUUCGAUCUCAUGUCAGCAUAUCUCACCAGCUCUUCGCAUAACAUUCGAGUCUCGGCGUCCGAGUGUUUGAUCUCGUUUUUUGCAAAUUGUAUCCCAGACAGCGUCAUUUCAGAUCCAUCAGUAUAUGAUGAGAAGCUACUAGAGCAGAUAUCCAGUCGAGCACUAGGACUGCUGUCGGUCAAAUUCCAGACCGCAUGGAUGGAGGUGUUUCAAUCUCUUGCCGCUCUAUUCGAUGCUCUGCGUUGGCGAGGCGAUCCAUACCUACUUCCCAUUGUGAAAGCCAUUGGCGAAUUGAGGACGAACCCCGGGUUUCAAGGCAAGAAGCAAGCCGACGAGAUCCUCGGUCGUGCUAUUCGCAAUCUCGGUCCCGGUUCAGUCUUGAGUGUCCUACCUCUCAACCUGGUCAAACCUGUGGCUGGUCAGACUGGCAGAGCCUGGCUUCUACCGCUCCUGAGAGAUCAUGUGUCCAACACCAAUUUGAGUCAUUUCAAGGCCGACCUCAUCCCCCUCAGUGAGGCGAUGUAUCAACGGAUUAUUGAUCACGGAUCAGCCGAGAAGACCACAGACAUCAAGGUGUUCGAAACCGUCGUUCAGCAGGUCUGGGCGACAUUCCCAGGUUACUGUGACUUGCCCCUUGACUUGUCAACUGCCCUGGACCAAUCUCUGGCAGAACUGGUCUCAAAUCUUCUUUACAAGCAGACAGAACUGCGAGUGGAGCUCUGCAGAGGUCUACAGAAUCUCGUUGAAUCAAAUCAGGCACUGAUCGCCUCAGACCUGACUGACGAUGUUCUUCUCGUUGAACGACGAAUGCAGAGGUCCGAUGCCGAGAAGAAUCUCCAGCAUCUGGCUUCAUUCGCAAGCAAUCUACUGGCCGUUCUGUUCAAUGUCUACAGUCAAACUUUACCUCAGUCGCGAUCAUAUAUUCUACAGUGCAUCAACAGCUAUCUCAGCAUCACGCCAGAAAAGGACCUUGUGGACACCUUCGAGCGUGUGUCAAGCAUGCUUGCGAAUGAAUUGCCAAUGUCAGAUGCACCACCACAAAAGAAACAACCGAUUCAGCCUGCUGGAAAUAAACUCCCUCCUACAUCUCACACUCUCCUGGAUCUAGUCAUCGCGCUUUCGGUACAUCUACCCAGGUCGACCUUUGCCUCUCUUUUCUCAAUCUCAUCCAAUAUCCUCACCAAUUCGGCGAUCCUCAAAUCGGAUCCCCAGCUCAUCAAGAAAGCAUAUAAACUCAUUCCUAGGCUUGCAACCUCCAAAACUGGCGUUGAAGCCCUGAAAGCCCGCAAUUCAGAUUUGCAGCAAUUAAUGAUCCGAACUUCCGAGACGACCCCCGUGCCUGCCAGGAGAGACCGCAUUUUGGCUAUCGAGACACUUGUAACAUUUCUGCCCCUGGACGACCUACACUUCAUUCCCAGUAUUCUGAGCGAGGUGGUUAUUGCAUGCAAAGACAGUAACGAGAGAGCACGAACGGCAGGAUUUGAUCUGCUUAUUACCUUGACGAACAAGAUCUCGGACCCGACGAACCCGCCCGGAACAGUCAUUCGCAAUCGACUUGUACCGCACAUGCCAGACGACUCACUCGAUGCCCCGGCCAACUUGGAAGAAGUUUUCACCAUGGUCAGUGCCGGAUUGGCUGGUGUGGCUCCUCACAUGGUUGCAGCAAGCGUGACAGCUCUGGGUCGACUGCUUUUCGAAUACCACUCACAACUACCAGCCAAGACGACGGAAGAGCUUAUUGACACAGUGACGAUGUUCUUACAGUCCAAUACCCGGGAAAUCGUCCGCGCUGUUCUCGGAUUCAUCAAAGUCAUGAUUGUUGUACUGUCCAAUGAAAUGCUUGAGCCGAGGAUGCCAGCCAUAGUUCCCGGCUUGAUGGUGUGGAGCAAGGAGAACAAAGGCCGACUGAGAGCCAAAGUCAAGGGCAUUCUCGAUCGAUGUCUCCGCCGCUUCGACGCAAGUGAAGUCGAGAGCUGGGUUGGUGGUGAUGAUCGAAAGAUGAUCGUCAACAUUCGCAAGCGAAGAGAACGAGCAAGACGCAAGAGGAAGGGCGAUGGAGCAGACGAGGAUGACGAUGAAGACGAGAACGAACCAGCCGGCAAGAAGCGAUACGACAACGAAUUCGACGAGGCAGUCUAUGGCUCCGAGGACGACGAUUCCGAGAUCGACGGCGGUAGCGACGGCGGCGACGACGAGGAAAUGUCCGGCGUAUCAGUAUCAGGACGAGGCUCCGCCUCUAGUUCCCACGGCAAGAAACGCAGCAACAACAACACGCAAUUCAUCCGCCAAGACGAUUCGGACGACGAGCCGCUCGACCUCCUCGACCCGAAGAGCAUGGCGAGCAUCUCGUCGCGCAAACUCGGGCGACUUCGCGACUCGGCUGCGCCACACAAGCGCACGAAAGCCAAAGUCAACGAGGACGGCAAGCUGGUGUUCGGCGGACCCGAAGCCUCCGACGGCGACGACGACGAUAUCUCCAUGUCUGACCCUAACCACCAGCAGCAACAACAGGACAAAUCCACCGGCUCGUCCAUCAACGCCUACCUCGACGCCGUGUCGGGCGCGGACGCCGUGCGCCGCGGCCAGAAGGGCCGUCUGAAGGUCAAGUCCGGGAUGCAGAAGAAAACGAAGCUGGAGGGGCGGGAGCGCGAGCGCGAGGAGAUGGAUCUCGACGUCGACGAGGCGCGCGAGAUCGCGAGGAAGAUCAUGGCUGGCAGUGGCAGUGUUAGUCCUAGAGCCGGGGGUCAGGGUCAGAACCAGAAUCAGCGGAGAGCUUUGGGCGCCGAGAAGGCGAAGAAUGCGCCCGAGAGGCAGAAGUUCCGUGGUGGGAAUGGGGUUGGGAAACGCGGGCGUGGUGGGAAUGUGAGGUUUGCUGGUGGGAGAGGGGGUGGGCGCGGAGGCGGUGGUGGGAGAGGUGGAAGAGGCGGUGGCGGUGGGAGGAGGUGA